Molecule: messenger RNA, 2778 nt
Organism: Rotaria sp. Silwood1
Lineage: Eukaryota; Metazoa; Rotifera; Eurotatoria; Philodinida; Philodinidae
Source: the annotation of a GenBank genome assembly
AUGAAAAAGCAAAAUAGAAAACCAACUAAAGCAGUGAGCAUUCGAAGUUUGUUUCGAUAUGCUACUUUUGCUGAUUUACUUUACAUGUUAUUGGCAAUCAUUACUUCUGCAGCAUUUGGUGCUACUAAUCCUUUAUUUUUCGUUGUUUUUGUAAUCGGUUGUGUUAUUAUUAUAUGUGGUUAUAUUCGAGUAACAGCUUUUAAUAUAACAGCAGAGAGACAAACUCGAACUAUUCGACAAACUUUAUUUCAAUCAAUUCUCAAAAAAGAUAUUGUCUAUUUUGACACUCAUAAGACAGGUGAACUUAGUACACUUAUAUCAGAUGAUAUCAAUAAAAUUCGUGAUGGUAUUGGUGAUAAACUUGGUGCAUUAAUAGAUACGAUUUCGAUUUUUAUAUGUUGUAUUAUUAUUGGUUUUGUCAAAGGAUGGAAAUUAGCAUUAGUUAUUUUCUCCACAUUACCAGUAAUAGUUACAACAUUCAUAAUUACAUCCAAACUUAUUACGAGCUUGACUACGAUUGAACUAAACGCAUAUAGAAAAGCCGGAGCGGUUGCUGAAGAAGUAAUUACUUCAAUUCGUACUGUUCUAUCGUACAAUGGUCAAGAAAAAGAAAUACAGCGCUCUGUUUACAGUUUGGAACAUAUUAGUCCACAAUUUCAAGCAUUAAUUCAAGCUCAAGUUGCUGCUUACACUGUACAGGAAGUCAUCGACGAACCGUCAACAAUUAAUAGUGAUUCAGAGACAGGUCUCAAAAAAGAUGAUCUCAUUGGUGAUAUUCGUUUUUCAAAUGUGCAUUUCUCUUAUCCAUCACGACGAGAUGUUAAAGUCCUUACUAAUCUAUCAUUCGAUGUCAAGCGUGGUCAGACUGUUGCUCUUAUUGGUUCAUCUGGUUCUGGAAAAUCAACAUGUAUACAAUUAUUACAACGAUUCUAUGAUCAAGAUUCAGGAUCAAUAUUCAUUGAUGAAAAACAAAUUAAUGAAUACAAUUUGAAAUGGUUACGACAACAUAUUGGUGUUGUUAGUCAAGAACCUAUUUUAUUUCAUGCAACUAUUCGUGAAAAUAUUCUAUUUGGACGUGAUUCAGCUACUGAUGAAGAAAUACAUGAAGCAGCCAAGAUGGCUAAUGCACAUGAUUUUAUCAUGACUCUACCUGAUAAAUAUGAAACCCAAGUAGGUGAACGUGGAGCUGCAUUAUCCGGUGGACAAAAGCAAAGAAUUGCUAUCGCUCGAGCACUUAUUCGAAAUCCGAAAAUUUUACUUCUUGAUGAAGCUACUAGUGCACUUGAUAAUGAAAGUGAAAAGAUAGUACAGGACGCUUUAUAUCGUACUGCUAAAGGUCGAACAACAUUAGUAAUUGCACAUCGUUUAUCAACGAUUCGUAAUGCUGAUAAAAUCAUUGUGAUGCAAAAGGGAGAAAUUGUUGAAGAAGGUGAUCAUGAUUCUUUAAUGAGCAUUCGUGGUACAUACUUUACUCUUAUUGAACAACAAAGUUUACAUCAAGCUGAAGAAGAAGAAGAACUAGAAUUUGAACAACAACAAGCUGCAAAGAUACUUCUUUCUGAUCAACUAUGUUUAGAUAAUUCGAAUAUUAAAAGAAAUUGCAGCUCAACAUUAGUUAGUAUUACUCCAUCAACAUUGGAUGUAUUGUAUGAAAAGAAAAAUUCCAGAAUAGAUGAAAAUCGGGAAGAAAACGAUGAUGAAAAGAUUAAAACAAAAAAGGUCUUUCAAAGUUGUGAUAAAGAUGCUCGAAAUCAAAAAAUUAUUCUCUAUGCUUUACUUCAUAUUGGUUUGGGAAUUGUAGGUCUAAUAUCUCAAACACUUCAAAGUUGUAUGUUUGCUUAUUCUGGUGAAACUCUCACCAAACGACUUCGCUCAGAAGCUUUUCGUGCUAUUCUUCGUCAAGAAAUUAAUUAUUUUGAUCAAGCAAGACAUAAUACAGGUGUAUUAUGUACACGCUUAGCAACUGAAGCAUCAGCUGUACAAGGCGCAAGCGGUAUUCGUUUUGGUUUCUUUUGUCAAAAUUUUGUGUCAAUAGGCAUGGGACAACUCGAAUUUGAUGGUGUUGAUUUUGUCUAUCCAAAUAGACCUGAAUUACUUAUUCUUAGAAAUUUUAGACUUAAUAUCAAAGCUGGUCAAAAAAUAGCACUUGUUGGCACAUCUGGCUGUGGAAAAUCUACAACUAUUCAAUUAAUUGAACGAUUUUAUGACCCAAAUAUUGGUUGUUUGUUAGCUGACUCAAAAGAUGUUAGAAGUCUUAAUCUACAAUGGUAUCGAUCACAAAUUAGUAUUGUUUCACAAGAACCAAUUCUCUUUGAUAUGUCAAUUCGUGAAAAUAUUGCUUAUGGUGAUUCUAGUCGAAAAGAUAUUCCACUUGAUGAAAUAAUUAGGGCAGCUAAAAAUUCUAAUAUUCAUGAUUUUAUUCAAGGUCUUCCAAAUGGGUAUGAAACAAAUUGUGGUUCAAAAGGAAUACAAUUAUCAGGUGGACAAAAACAACGAAUUGCUAUUGCUAGAGCUUUAAUUCGAAAUCCAAAAAUUAUAUUGCUUGAUGAAGCAACAAGUGCUUUGGAUAGUGAAAGUGAAAAAUUAGUUCAAGAAGCGUUAGAUCGUGCUCAAGAAAAUCGAACAUCAAUCACAAUUGCACAUCGUUUAUCAACUAUUCAAAAUGCAGAUAUGAUUUGUGUUAUGCAUAAUGGAAUAAUUGUUGAACGUGGAACUCAUGAAGAACUAGUUGCACUAGGCGGUCGGUAUUAUCGAUUGGUACAAGGAAAACUGAAAUAG